Messenger RNA from Dunckerocampus dactyliophorus (ringed pipefish), 2082 nucleotides. It is a transcript of the gene wnt4b, whose product is annotated as wingless-type MMTV integration site family, member 4b. Gene Ontology annotation, biological process: neuron differentiation; multicellular organism development; canonical Wnt signaling pathway. Bases 315 to 1391 code for a protein of 358 amino acids. Gene Ontology annotation, cellular component: extracellular region. The record is from RefSeq and is a predicted model, not a curated record. Gene Ontology annotation, molecular function: frizzled binding; cytokine activity. NCBI's taxonomy places the organism in Eukaryota, Metazoa, Chordata, Actinopteri, Syngnathiformes, Syngnathidae. The transcript has 9 exons.
CUGCAUGCAGUUUGUGGGACUAGCAUGCUUUGCAGUCAACGUAAUUGUGGAAACUAGAACAACUUGGAUUUCAGUUUGAUCUGCAAAUAUUACACUGGAUACCCCAGGACUAGGAACUGAUAUGAGGGGAUCAACCCCAGGUUCUGCCGCAGGAACAUAGACCAACAUCAGUAGAAGCAGCGACGUAUCCAGAGAGGUGGACAGACGUGAAGGACUGAGGACCAAGACUGAGCAUCUCAACUGCGGAGACGGGCAGUGUGCUGUCCAAAGACCCAGCCUGACACACAGAGACCGAAAGACGGACGGACAGUCCGAUGCCAACUGUCUCCACUGUCAAUCUCACAGCACCACUCCUCCUCCUGUUGCUAUGGGCAACCCACCCCACCAUGGCAACCAACUGGCUUUCCCUGGCGAGGCUGCCUCGCUCCAGGCCCGUGUCCGGUGCUGUCCCGUGUGCACGGCUGAGGGGGCUGACCCCAGGGCAGGUGGGGGUGUGCAGGGCACGGGGGGAGGUUAUGGAGUCUGUACGCAAGGCUGCCGAGAUGGUCAUAGAGGAGUGUCAACACCAGUUCCGGAAUCGCCGCUGGAACUGUUCCACCACCCCCCGAGGGAUCAACUUAUUCGGCAGAGUCAUGUACCAAGGCACUCGCGAGGCAGCCUUUGUGCAUGCUUUGUCCUCGGCAGCCGUGGCAGUGGCAGUGACCCGAGCAUGCACGCGCGGGGAGCUGGAGAGGUGUGGCUGUGACAGGAAGGUCAGGGGGGUCAGCCCUGAGGGUUUCCAGUGGUCCGGUUGUAGUGACAACUUGUCCUAUGGCGUCGCCUUCUCCCAGACAUUUGUGGAUGAACCGGAACGAGCAAAGGGGCUGUCCGCAGGACGACCACUGAUGAAUCUCCACAACAACGAGGCUGGUCGAAAGGCCAUUCUUCACAACAUGCAGGUGGAGUGUAAGUGUCAUGGUGUCUCCGGGUCCUGCGAGUUGAGGACCUGCUGGAAAGUCAUGCCGCCAUUCCGGCGCGUCGGCAUCGUGCUCAAGGAGCGCUUCGAUGGAGCCACAGAGGUUCGCUUGACUCGUAUCGGAUCCAGGACCGCCCUGCUCCCCCGUGACCCCCAAGUCAAACCCCCUGCUGCCAGAGAUCUGGUCUACCUUGCACCAUCCCCAGACUUCUGUCACCUGGACCCUGACAACGGUAUCCCUGGUACGGCGGGCAGAAGAUGUAAUGGAACCUCGCGGCUCGCCCCGGACGGCUGCGAGCUGGUGUGCUGUGGGCCGGGUUAUAGAGCGGGUAGAGCCGAGGUGGUGCAGAGGUGCUCAUGCAAGUUCUCCUGGUGCUGCUCAGUGCGCUGCCAGCAGUGCAAGAACACAGUCACUAUUCACACCUGCCGAGUUUAACCCCCCACCCCAACUCCCUUUACCUAUUAAAACAAAUUUAACACCUUAGACUGAGAUCUCAAAGAAACACCAGACAGACACUCCUCAAUGACAGGAUGAGGAUAAGACUAUUUUACCAUUGAUGACACGUUUAUCUCUUCAUGAGCUUACUUAAUCAUUUUUACAACAGAGCAGUGAGGCUGGUCAGAACUCUAACAUAAAAGUUGGCCACAGGCUUACCUAAGAAAACACUAAAAAGGUUCAUACUUUACAAAUAUUCAUCACAUCUUACACAGGAAAAUGAUCAGUAACCCCUGAGACAUAGAAGGGACUGUAUAAGUAAGCUCAGCUUCUUCCUGCUCCUUUUUGGACAUGUUGAAUUGUGUGAGUGUAAACAUGGUGUACUUCAAUGCAACUUUGUUAAGCAUGUUUGAAAAACUAAACCAUUACCACUACCAUGCAUACGACUACACUCAUCACUCACACAUACAGCUAAUAAUGUCAUCCUGAAAUGACAAAGCUUUCAAAGCGGAACAUAAGAGGAACUAACAGAGGAAACUUUGCAGCACAAUAUAUUUUUAUUUUAUUUUAUGCAUGAUAGGUGCAGCCAAUGUGUUCACUGUCCUCUCUAUUGCCGUUUAUUUAUUGCAUACCAGAGUCUUUGCUGCACAUCAGCCUCCAGCAGGAAUGUUAAAAAACAGACUAGAUCCCA